UCGCUAAAAAUUUUAGAGGUCUCCGUGGACGUCGUCCUCGUCAUCGACUGCGCUUCUGGGCUCGUUCGUCGAUGAAUUAUUCAUCGCCGUUAAUCAUCGUCGAUAUCGAUGGGGCUUGUUAAAGAGAAACGAUCGAACGUCGAAUGAAAUAAUUACCCAGUUUGUCCGGUACCAUUAUCGGAGAAUUCCUGAAACGCAAUUCCUGUUGAAUCGAUCGCCCCGACCGCGGAACGGAAACGAACGUGAAAUCGUUGUUAACGGACGAUGUGGAUCCCCUGAAAAAAUACAAAAACACCCUAAAAUUGUGAUAGUGGGGACGGAGUCUGUGCGCAGCAUCCGAACGGAUCAAUGAGUCUCCGUGUUCGGUCUCAGAUCCACCUUCGCGCUCGACGUUAACGCUGGUUCCGUUCGUUAGGGGACAACGGUUAAGGGCGUGAACAGUUCCAAAUGUAUCCGAGGACAGUAAAAUUCCUGACAAUCGCGUGAACACGACCAGCGAGUGGCCUCCAGUCGGUCGAAUCCCGCGAUGGCGAAAUACGAAGGGGUAUUAUUAUUCCUGCUCCUGAUUGUCCUAAACGACGUGGCCUACAAUGGACUCGCCGCACGCCAGGCCAACAAUCCCACCCUCUUUAAGAUCGGCGGUGUAUUGUCCAACGACGAGAGCAAAGAUCAUUUCAGGAAAACAAUCGACCAUCUGAACUUCGAUUCGAAAUACGUGAGGAAGGGAGUGACCUAUAAACACACGGUAAUUCAAAUGGACUCCAAUCCAAUUAAAAUGGCACUGAGCGUGUGCAAGUCUUUGAUCGCCGAGCAAGUCUACGCGGUGGUGGUGUCUCAUCCUCUUACGGGAGACCUGUCGCCAGCCGCUGUUUCUUACACGAGUGGAUUUUACCACAUACCCGUUAUAGGAAUAUCGUCGAGAGACUCGGCGUUCUCGGACAAAAACAUUCACGUCUCCUUCCUGCGAACUGUACCACCAUACUCGCAUCAAGCAGACGUAUGGGUGGAUUUGUUGAAAAACUUUAACUACAUGAAAGUGAUCUUCAUCCAUAGCUCCGAUACAGAUGGACGAGCGUUGCUUGGACGGUUUCAAACCACUUCUCAGAACUUGGAGGAUGACGUUGAGAUCAAAGUGCAGGUGGAAUCCGUUAUCGAGUUCGAACCCGGUCUGGAGAGCUUCAUGCAUCAGCUGAUGGAGAUGAAGAACGCUCAAGCUAGAGUCUGCCUUCUGUACGCCUCAAAGACCGACGCCAGCGUGAUCUUCCAAAACGCCGCCGCUCUGAACAUGACCGGCGCAGGAUACGUCUGGAUCGUCACGGAGCAAGCCUUAGAUGCGCCAAACGCGCCGGAAGGUCUUCUCGGCUUGAAAUUAAUUAACGCGGAGAAAGAGAAGGCUCACAUCCAGGAUAGCCUGAUGGUCCUCAUGUCCGCGUUGAAGGCGAUGAACGACUCUGAAGAGAUCACAGCGGCGCCUCAGGAUUGCGGGGACUCUGGCGCCAUUUGGGAGACCGGGAAGAAGCUAUUUCAAUACAUCCGCAAGGAAGUGUUGCCGGCCGGUGAAACCGGUAGAGUAACGUUUGACGAUAACGGGGACCGUAUAUUCGCCGAGUACGAUAUCAUCAACAUCAAGGAGUACGGCGAACGAGUCUCCGUUGGACAAUAUUUCUAUCCGACCAACGGCACCAAGAUGAAGCUGAGCGUGAACGAGUCGAAUAUAACGUGGCCUGGACGGUUGAGCACCAAGCCGGAGGGUUUCAUGAUUCCCACGCACUUAAAAGUGCUCACGAUUGAAGAGAAGCCGUUCGUCUACGUUCGUGAGAUCGCCUACGGCGAGCCCUGCCUUCCAGAAGAGAUUCUGUGCCCCCAUUUCAACGCCACCGAACACGAUACAACGAGAACGUUCUGCUGCAAAGGGUACUGCAUGGACCUGUUGAAGGAACUGUCGAGGACUAUAAAUUUCACCUACAGUUUGGCCCUUUCGCCGGAUGGGCAGUUCGGCAGCUACGUGAUAAAACACAGUUUCGCCGGAGGGAAGAAAGAGUGGACAGGAUUGAUCGGAGAGCUGGUGAACGAGAGAGCGGACAUGAUCGUUGCACCCUUGACGAUCAAUCCUGAACGCGCUGAGUUCAUCGAAUUUAGCAAACCCUUCAAGUACCAGGGCAUCACUAUUCUCGAAAAGAAGCCAUCAAGAUCGUCGACCCUGGUGUCGUUUCUGCAACCAUUCAGCAACACCCUUUGGAUACUUGUGAUGGUGUCGGUGCACGUAGUGGCUCUAGUUCUGUACCUCCUCGACCGGUUCUCGCCUUUCGGGAGGUUCAAGCUAGCAAACACUGACGGUACCGAAGAGGACGCCCUCAACUUGUCCAGCGCCGUUUGGUUCGCCUGGGGAGUCCUGCUCAACAGCGGCAUAGGAGAAGGUACUCCGCGAAGCUUCUCCGCCCGUGUGUUGGGCAUGGUUUGGGCAGGAUUCGCGAUGAUUAUUGUGGCCUCUUACACCGCAAACUUGGCUGCGUUCUUGGUGCUGGAAAGACCGAAAACGAAAUUAACUGGGAUCAACGAUGCACGACUCAGGAACACCAUGGAGAACCUCACGUGCGCCACGGUGAAGGGAUCAGCGGUGGACAUGUACUUCCGUAGGCAGGUGGAGCUGUCGAACAUGUAUCGUACCAUGGAAGCCAACAAUUACGACACCGCCGAAGAAGCCAUCAGAGAUAUUAAAAUUGGGAAACUCAUGGCCUUCAUUUGGGACAGUUCACGGCUGGAAUUCGAAGCAGCGCAGGACUGCGAAUUGGUAACAGCCGGUGAACUGUUUGGUCGGUCUGGUUAUGGCAUUGGCUUGCAGAAAGGGUCUUUGUGGGCGGACGCCGUGACCCUGGCCAUCCUAGACUUUCAUGAAAGCGGUUUCAUGGAGGAUCUCGACAAACACUGGAUCCUCCAGGGAAACAUACAGCAAUGCGAGCAAUUUGAGAAAAUGCCUAAUACCUUGGGCCUGAAGAACAUGGCCGGUGUGUUCAUAGUGGUGGGAGUCGGGAUAAUCGGCGGUAUCGGUCUCAUAAUCAUCGAGGUGGCGUACAAGAAGCACCAGAUACGUAAACAGAAGAAGAUGGAGCUGGCGAGACACGCCGCGGACAAAUGGAGAGGGGCGAUCGAGAAACGGAAGACCCUACGUGCAUCGAUAGCCGCCCAACGAAGAAUUCAAAGUAACGGCCUAAACGAUCCCACGACUGUCAGUUUAGCGGUGGACAUAGUGACUAGGUCUAACGUAGCGCCACGAAGUCCUGGCCGUGCAUGGCCAGGAGACAGCGAUAUCCGUCAACGACCAAUCCCUCGCUCCGAUGAUAUCAGAUUAUCACCUGCCGCUUACACGGCAGACGUCUCGCACCUCAUAGUGUGAGCCAAUCGGCCGUCAUCGACUGCAUGUACCUAUGUCGUAAAAAUCGAAAUGUUAUUAUUGCCGAAAUGAAC
Molecule: messenger RNA, 3465 nt
Organism: Colletes gigas
Lineage: Eukaryota; Metazoa; Arthropoda; Insecta; Hymenoptera; Colletidae
Gene: Nmdar1
Product: glutamate [NMDA] receptor subunit 1
Exons: 17
Coding region: 527-3394 (955 amino acids)
Biological process (GO): ionotropic glutamate receptor signaling pathway; regulation of membrane potential; monoatomic ion transport
Cellular component (GO): plasma membrane; neuron projection; NMDA selective glutamate receptor complex
Molecular function (GO): NMDA glutamate receptor activity
Source: RefSeq, a predicted model, not a curated record